AUGGAAGCCCUCGCGGACGCGCUCCCGACGAUCGAAGCCGAGAAGGAGCUCCCGGUCACGGUCGCGCUCAUGAUGCGCCCGCUCGUCGGCCCCGAGCUCGUGGACGGAUGCCGCGAGUGCGUCUUCCCGAACCCGGAGGAGAAUUCCGUGACGCUCGUGAGCGAGCACAAGUUCACGUACGACCACGUGUUUCACGGCCCCGGACCGACGGAGAAGGCGCUGUACGAGCAGUGCGUGGAGCCGCUCGUGCGCGGGCUCGUUUGCGGGUACAACGCGACGGUUCUCGCGUACGGACAGACGGGCUCGGGGAAGACGCACUGCAUGGGCACGUCGCACGAGCCGGGCGGGGCGACCGAGGGCGUCAUCCCGCGCGUGAUGCAGACGCUGUUCAGGACGAUCGCGGACGAGCCGCCGGAGGUGAGCGUGAAGUUGAAGGUUGGGUUCAUCGAGAUUCACAAGGAGGACAUCCGGGAUCUGCUCGUGACGGAUCUCAAGAACGCGGAGGCGGUGUCGCUUCGCGAAAACGUCGGACGCGGACAAAACGGCGGCGUCAGCCUCGUCGGCGCGAAAGAGGUCGAGGUGUCCACCGCCGCGGAGAUGGCCGCGGCGUUAGCGAGCGGCAGCGCCGCGAGGGCGACGGCCGCGACGGGGAUGAACCACCGGUCGUCCAGGUCGCACGCGAUAUUUACGAUUCACGUCGAACGAAGAGGCCGAGACCCCGCGGACGUCACGAGAGCGAAGAUGCACCUCGUCGACCUCGCCGGGAGCGAACGCGCGAAGCGGACGAAAGCGGAAGGGCAGCGCCUGAAGGAGGGCAUCCAGAUCAACAAAGGUCUGCUCGCACUCGGGAACGUGAUCAGCGCGCUCGGGGACGACAAGCGACGCCACGCGGGCGGGCACGUCCCGUACCGCGACUCGAAGCUGACGCGUCUGUUGCAGGACUCCCUCGGGGGGAACUCGCGGACGGUCAUGGUGGCGUGCAUCUCCCCCGCGGACGCCAACCUGGACGAGACGAUGAGCACGCUCAAGUACGCGAACCGAGCGCGGAACAUC
Molecule: messenger RNA, 1053 nt
Organism: Micromonas pusilla CCMP1545
Lineage: Eukaryota; Viridiplantae; Chlorophyta; Mamiellophyceae; Mamiellales; Mamiellaceae
Exons: 1
Biological process (GO): spindle elongation; microtubule-based movement; mitotic spindle organization
Cellular component (GO): microtubule associated complex
Molecular function (GO): microtubule motor activity; microtubule binding; ATP binding
Source: RefSeq, a predicted model, not a curated record